Messenger RNA from Ruditapes philippinarum (Manila clam), 3830 nucleotides. Its product is annotated as MPN domain-containing protein-like. Lineage: Eukaryota; Metazoa; Mollusca; Bivalvia; Venerida; Veneridae. Gene Ontology annotation, molecular function: polyubiquitin modification-dependent protein binding; metallopeptidase activity. The record is from RefSeq and is a predicted model, not a curated record. The transcript is spliced from 16 exons. Gene Ontology annotation, cellular component: BRISC complex; BRCA1-A complex. The coding region runs from base 126 to 1946 and encodes 606 amino acids. Gene Ontology annotation, biological process: double-strand break repair.
AGUGGUGUUCACAAUUUAUUUGAUAAAGCGUCUUAAUACGCAGAUUAAGGUAAACAAAGAAAUUCCAAAUUUUCCCGGUAAAGUCUUGUGAAAACUGCCUUGCUGCAAAGUAUUGAAAGUUAAAAAUGACUGAAGAUAUUCCCCUUGAUGAGAUGGAUGAGGUGGACGAUAUGGAAGAUGAAGAUUUUCAUGAUGAGCUAGGAGUAGAACAGUCUACACCAGAGAAGCGUGCCAGGCAUGCUAUUACAGGAAGGGGGGUUACUUUACAGAUGUUGAUGGCUGAUGGAAUUAUCAAACCUGGAGAUGGUGUAUUGUCCCUGGAGUAUUUGGGUCAGAAAUUCACAGCAGAUCUGCAAUCAAAUGGAAAAAUCAAAUCAAACGAGACUGAUCAAAUAUUUAGCUCUCCAAGCUCAUGGGCAAUUUUCUGUAAGAAACUUGUCAACCCAGCAAAGAAAUCUGGUUGUGGAUGGGCCUCAGUGAAAUACAAGGGGAGAAAGUUAGACUCAUGGAAAACCAGCUGGUUCAGACAACAGAAACCUAGAAAACCUCAUAUACCAGGAUCACAGUCACCAGCUAGUAGUAUCUCGAGUGAAUCUAUGGACAUAUUUUCAAGGCAGGGACUUGGUGAUGACUCACAGUCUGUCAGUACAGAAUCAGCAACAGCUCUGUCUAGGCUCACAUCAUGUUCUUCCUUUGGCAGUGACCUUCAAACGAUAUCCAGUGACAAAAAUGAAAGUUCAUCUGUGAAGGACAGUGUUUCAUCACUUGUGAAGGACAAUGCUUUACCACUUUUGAAGGACAGUGCUUUACCAGUUGUAAAGGAAAGUACAGUUGCAACAGCUAUGAAGGAAAGUCCAUUAUCACUAGUGAAGGAAAAUCCGGUACCACUUGUGAAGGAAAAUCCGGUACCACUAGUGAAGGACAGUGUUACAGAUGAUGAUAAUGGUGUGUUAGACUUGACAACCAAACCAAAACCAAAAGAUCAGCCUGUGACAGCCAGGUCAGAGCCAGCCAGUCUUUGUUUUAUUGGAGAGCAAGAAGAAGCAUUAAAUUUGUCAUUGAAAGCAACCCCAACAAAGAAACCUGUUAAAAAUGAAGUCAAGGUAGAGAAACUGACAGAAAGUCCGGAAAUGACCAAAAAUGAUAAGACACCUGUCAAACACAGCACAUUACAAGAUAGAUCUAAUGUUGUUGAUAUGAACCAGCUUGUGUCAUGCGAGAUGUUCACGAGUUUAGGUAAAAUGCAGCCAUACACUGUUUCCAUGUCAACCAACUCAUUACUUCUGAUGGAUUUUCAUUGUCACCUGACAACAAGUGAAGUAGUUGGUUAUCUUGGAGGAAAGUGGGAUCAAAGUGCUCAACAUUUGAGUGUUCAACAAGCAUUUCCAUGUCGCUGCCGACUGAGUGAUUCCCAUAAUGCAGCAUUGAUAGAGGAAGAGAUACGAAGUAACAUGAAACACCUGGGAAUGUCAUUGGUCGGUUGGUACCACUCUCAUCCUUACUCUCUACCGGAACCAUCCGUCCGUGAUCUAGACUGCCAAAUGUCAUACCAACUGAAAAUGAAAGGUGCAAAGUCAACAUACUUCCCUUGUGUUGGAAUCAUUAAUUCACCAUAUUAUAGACAGUCACUGAAAACAGAAUCUACAGUACAAAUGUAUAUGGUUAUGCCACCACUUGAGACAUCAAAAACAGAUUAUGGUAUCCCAAUGUCUUUAAAGUACUCAGUGAAGCAGAACCAUUCAGUUAGUGAAGAACUUCUUGCUGAAAUGAAAAAGUUGGUUGAUUUUUACAAAGGGGCACCUGACUGGAUAUCAUUUGAGCAUUCCUGGCACCCAAGUGUUACAUACCUAGAAAAAUUAAAGACCUCACUAGGGAAUAAACUACCAGAGGACCAACUUGACAAUGGAACAUUCAUGGAAUUUGUUCAGCAUGUGUUGACAUCUUAAAGAAGUUCAGAUUGGUGCCACGAGUACACAUAGAUAUUCACUUUGUGUCUCUAGAAUGUUCAAUGUGUCUCUAGAAUGUUCCAUGUGAUUCUGGAAUGUUCCAUGUGAACCCAUUGGAAAUUUGGUUUUACAGCAAUGAGAAAGUGCAAUAUGAAGCAAGUGCUACAAUAAUUACAGUUUGUUUCGUUUGAAAGAAGAGUAAAAGAGUUUCCUUAGACUAUCAGUAGAUGAGGAGAGAUAAGUUAAGCUGCCAUGUUUUAGUAAGAUAUGUGUUAGUUAUUGCUGCACACAGUCACUAGGGAGUGAUGUGUGGAUAUAUAUGAAGAUUGUCUGACACUCCUACCACUUCUAUACUGACAUUAAAUUUAUUCAGUACUGAUACACACUGUUUUGUGUUAUUUUUUUUUCAUGAAAAUCUUUCACACAUUUCUAAGGAUGUUAAAUCUUUGUAUUGUAUUAAGGAAUUUAAUUUUUACAUUGAGUCUAGUAGAGGUACUGUGUACCAUUAGUUUUUGAUACAUUGUAUAUGUUGUAAGAAAAAAAUAUUGAUUUACACAGGGAUUUGUACAUGUACCUGUGUAGCUAUAUAUGUUGUUAAAUAAAUAACACAGACACUUCAUUUAGCAACAAAAUGUACACAAAAAGUUAAUGUUUUAUUUUGUGUUUUUAGCUCACCUGUCACAAAGUGACAUGGUGAGCUUUUGUGAUCACUUUUCGUCCGGCGUCGUCCGUAAACUUUUACUUUAAACGACAUCUCCUCAUAAACCACUAAGCCAAUUUCAUCCAAACUACAUAGAAAUAUUUCUGUGGUUAUCAACUUUAAAAAUUGGUUUAAUGCAAAACUCUGGUUGCCAUGGCAAACGAAAGAAAAAAUUAAAAAAUCUUCUUUUAAAAAACCGAAAAAGCUAGAGCUUUAAUAUUUGGCAUAAAACAUCGUCUAGUCAGUGUCUACCAAGUUUGUUGAAGUAAAAGCCCUGGGGUCAAAAUUGGCCCCCGUCAUUGAUUUUCCUUAUUUUUAUAUAGUAAAAACUUAAAAAAUCUUCUUUUAAAAAUCUCAAAUAGCUAGAGCUUAGAUAUUAAGCAUGAAAUAUUUUCAAGUGGAUGUACCAAGUUUGUUCAAAUAAAAGCCUGGGGUCAAAAUUUCCCCUGCCCCAGGGGGUCAUUGUUUUUCCCUUUAUGUAUAUAGUAAAACUUAAAAGAUCUUUUUUUUAAAAAACAAACAAAAAAAAACCAAAGAGCUAGAGCUAAGAUAUUUAGCAUGAAGCAUCUUCUAAUGGGUGACUUCCAAGUUUGUUCAAAUAAAGGCCAUUGGGUUAAAGUUUACCCUGCCCGGGGGUCAUUGAUUUUCCUUAUAUGUGUAUAGUAAAAACUUGCAAAAUCUUCUUUUAAUAAACCCAAAGACCUAGAGUUUAGAUACUCGGCAUGAAAUAUCUUCUAGUAAGUGUCUACCAAGUUUGUUCAAAUAAAAGCCCUGGUGUUAAAAUUGGCCAUGCCAGGGGGUGGGCAUUGUUUUUCCCUAUAUGUGUAUAAAAUCUUCUUUCCCAAAGAGCUAGAGCUUCAAUAUUUAUCAUGAAACAUCUUCUAAUGGGUUUCUACCAAGUUUGUUCAAAUAAAACCCUGGUGUUAAAAUUGGCCCCGCCCCGGGGGGGGGGCCUAUAUACAGGUGAGCGAUUCAAGGCCAUCAUGGCCCUCUUGUUUUACAUGAACUGUCAUAUAGUUAUAUAGAACCAUAUACUAGUUCUUUAACACAUGUAUGAUAUUAAUAAUGACUAGUAAUUUGGCAGGUGACACCAGGUUUAUGAAUUUGUUCUAUAUGUAUUUAUAAUUCAACAUAUUCAUAUUGUAAUAAAUGUAUAUUAAAUGAUAAAGUAAUGCUGAACCGUC